AUGUUUCACACUUUUAAGAACUUGAUUAGACUGAAAAGGUGCCCGAAGUUUGGGAAAUUUAUCGGUAUAACCAGAAGUGUUGAGAGACCUUUUCAUUCCGGAAGUGUUUUAGGGGCUGAAGAAAUGCAGUCAUCCCCUUUUGUUGUGGUCAGCACAGUCAAUCCAAGUGCCAUUCCACUGGCCAGAGAGCUGUUAGCAGCUGGUGAGGUCAUUGCUUUGCCAACGGAUACCGUAUACGGUCUCGCAUGCGAUGCCAACAAUCCAGAAGCCAUUCAGAAGCUGUAUCAGAUUAAGGGACGCAUGGAAGAAAAACCUGUGGCUAUUUGCGUAGCAGAAAUUGAGGACUUCCAUUUGUGGGGCUCUGCGAAGCAUCUGCCACGGGAAUUGCUUCAGGAACUUCUGCCUGGAGCAGUAACCCUUGUGGUUAAUAAAUCUCCUCGCCUGGACAAUCCCUUCCUCAAUCCAGGAGUUUCUAGAAUCGGUAUUCGCAUUCCCGAUUCUACGUUCAUCCGUGAUGUCUCACGUGCCUUCCGGGCACCAAUUGCACUCACUAGCGCUAAUCGCAGCACCGAACCAAGUUCACUGAAUGUCACAGAAUUCCAGCCACUCUGGCCACUUCUGGGGGCAGUAUUUGAUGGAGGACAAUUGGGUGUGACUGAGGCUCAGAGAGCUGCCUCAACUGUGGUGGAUCUGUCCGAGGAAGGCAAGUAUUUCGUCAUCCGAAGAGGAGUGGCCAUUCAGGAGACAGAGAAUGUUCUCAAAAGAUACAAAUUCUAUAAGGAGGACCAAGAAUAGUUAUCCUCAUUUAUAAUGUGUUUUUUUUUUCUUGGAAUAAACUGGAAAAAAUGUUAGGCUGAAAGCCCAAA
Messenger RNA from Phlebotomus papatasi, 866 nucleotides. RefSeq names its product threonylcarbamoyl-AMP synthase (gene Tcs1). The coding region runs from base 1 to 795 and encodes 264 amino acids. Gene Ontology annotation, biological process: regulation of translational fidelity. The record is from RefSeq and is a predicted model, not a curated record. Gene Ontology annotation, molecular function: nucleotidyltransferase activity; double-stranded RNA binding; tRNA binding. The transcript has a single exon. Gene Ontology annotation, cellular component: cytoplasm. Lineage: Eukaryota; Metazoa; Arthropoda; Insecta; Diptera; Psychodidae.